Molecule: messenger RNA, 972 nt
Organism: Copidosoma floridanum
Lineage: Eukaryota; Metazoa; Arthropoda; Insecta; Hymenoptera; Encyrtidae
Product: CIMIP2 protein GA14893
Source: RefSeq, a predicted model, not a curated record
AUGGUUGGCGUUGAAAUUCUCCAGAAAAACGAGCCUUACUAUUUGCCCGGUUACACCGGAUACGUACCCCGUAAUCGUUACGUCUACGGUAAAACUUACGGGGAUCUCACUCACGAAACAUUACUUGACCCAGCAGUUGAUCACGCGGAUGAACUUAUUCUCGUUGACAGGGAAACAACGCACGAAACAGUAAAACCAACGAAAGCCGACCUACAGAUCGUAAGGUCCCGAUCGGAGAGGACAGAUCCGAUCUACGCACAUCCGAUGCUUUCAGGUUAUACAGGUUUUGUGCCACAAAUGGGCGAUGAACGAGACAAACCCUUCGAAAUUCAGGCAAUUCAAGGUAUCGCAGAUUUUGAGCGACAACAACUCAAGAAGAAAGCCUCGCGCGAGCUUUUGCGCAAAACCAUCGAACUCCAAAGUGGCGUUAGGCAUCCCAACAAUGUUGAGGAACGCUUGCUGCUUCGGAGUAAAUUCAAAUUGCCCCUCAUAAUGGUUCGGCCUGAGCGCGUUGGUUUUCUCAAGUCCCAGCCCGUGAACGAAAGAUACGAGAAACCCAAAGAUUACAAUGCUUCGCCUUACUUCAUGGACAAUCUGAAUCCGGAGAAAUAUUUCAUAAACGGAUACACGGGAUACAUACCUUAUCGCCGCGUUCACUUCGGAAAAACGAGAAAAGCGAUGGCCAAUGACGGUUUGCGCGACUUUACUUCAAAUUAUCUCUAUAAGAAAAGAACCGAGUGGGCUCCUGUGGCGAUUUUUUCGGAUGAAAAAGUAGAAACUUCUCACCAAGUUUCCCCUAAGGGCUAUGAAGUUUAUCGAAAAGAUACUGCCCUCAUGCCAUCUUAUACUGGCCACGUUCCUGGAGCCAAAGAAAAAAUCGGUGCUACUUAUGGAGUCUCUUCCAAAGAUGCGCAUCGACUGAUUCAAGAUCAUCUUUUUCAUUUGGAAUUAAGAAAGUGCAAGAUGUCCUAA